Molecule: messenger RNA, 3620 nt
Organism: Coffea arabica (coffee)
Lineage: Eukaryota; Viridiplantae; Streptophyta; Magnoliopsida; Gentianales; Rubiaceae
Product: isoamylase 3, chloroplastic
Biological process (GO): carbohydrate metabolic process
Molecular function (GO): hydrolase activity, hydrolyzing O-glycosyl compounds
Source: RefSeq, a predicted model, not a curated record
ACCGUGACUAAUGGUUUAGUAGAUCCAAUCACUUUGGGAUGAUGAAUUAGGUUGGAUUAGAAGGAAAUGGAAUAAAGUGGCACACUUUCUUACAAAAACAGCAAAGAUAGUUGGUAGCGGUUUUUGGAGUGUUCCUCCAGACUUUUUUAUGUACUGCUUUAGCAGCAGAUUGUCAGUUGAAUGAUUUGGUUCACAUCCGAGACGAUAGCACAUUAAUAAGUUAUCCAUCAAAUAACUUUUAUAUUUGAUUUAAGUGUAUAAUACAUGUGCGACUAUGUACAAGGCUGCAAGGACUAAGCGAAAUUGUACCUGAUACUGUAGCUAUGUAAGUCAGUGUAGCUUGGCGCCAAGUCCCACAGAGCUAACCUUGGAAGUGGCACCUCGAGCCCGUGAUGAGGUAGUUAAUCAGCUUUUUCUUCAUUUUCCGGCCGUCGGAGUUUGACCGCCGGUGGAGAAAACCUCCCGGAAGUCUCCACUUUCAGGGUCCCACAGGUGGACGAUAUUUCCCCAUAAAAGGUCUAAUCAAGCCCACGUGUCAACUGUGAAAUCUUUAUGCCCCCCCAGACUCGCGUCUCCGUUCACGUGGCAGACACCAAAAACUUCCUUCCGUGCCGCUCUCGAAACUUACACCCCCCAAAAAAAAAAAUGGUAAUAAUAAAAAAGAAGAAGAGGAAGAAGAAGAAGAAACAAAAAGGAAACGUCCAAUUCCCAUUACAUCCCUCGAACUAUCUGCUCAUUCUAAGAAAAAGUACGCUAAAAAGCUAGUUCUAAAAGCCAGUUAGUUACUUCUUCCCUCUGUUCAUAGAUGCUGUAAAACUUUUUCAGAUUCUUGUUGGGAAAAUAAAGAUGAUGAAGAAUAUGAUGGUGCUUUCCAGUUCUGCUACAUUCAUUUCUAGUAAUUUCUACCCUUCUUUCCUGUUGCCAUUUCACCACUCCUCCUCCGUCAUGGGUUUGAAGUGUUGUAAAAGAGCAUCGGGGGAAAAUUCUUCCCACAGAUUUUCUAGCAAGAUAGAAGAUUAUGGCAAAAUCAGAUUUCCUGAUGUAUAUGCUCCUCGAGCCCAACAACAACAGCAGCAAUUGAUUGAGGAAGAAGCUCCACCAAUGACAGAGGUCAUUCCUUCGCUAAGAGUUUCCCCAGGUCAGGCACAUCCACUUGGAGCAUCAGAGCUUGAGAAUGGUGUUAAUUUUGCCAUUUUUUCUCAGCAUGCAACUUCAGUCACGCUUUGCUUGCAACUUCCUCAGAGUCGGGAAAAGCUUGACACCUUGCAUGGAGAGAUGAUUGAAUUGACGCUGGAUCCUCAAGUGAAUCGAACUGGAGAUAUAUGGCACAUUUGUGUUGAGGAUUUGCCUCGCAGCAAUGUCCUGUAUGGCUACUACAUGGAUGGUCCUAAAGAUUGGAGUCAAGGUCAUCGAUUUGAUAGAAGCAUUCUGCUGAUUGAUCCCUAUGCUAAGCUUGUUGAAGGCCGGCGAGUUUUUGGAGAUCUUAACAAUAGAGGGUCACAGUUUUUAGGAACUUUUGACUUUGAUACCUUGCCAUUUGACUGGGGUGACGGUUACAAGCUUCCCAAUAUACCCGAGAAAGAUCUUGUUAUAUAUGAAAUGAAUGUCCGGGGUUUUACAGCCGAUGAAUCUAGUGGAUUGGAUCCAAGCAUACGUGGCAGCUACCUUGGUGUGAUUGAAAAGAUACCUCAUCUCUUAGAGCUUGGCAUAAAUGCUGUAGAAUUGCUGCCUGCCUUUGAGUUUGAUGAAUUGGAGUUCCAAAGGCGCCGUAAUCCUAGAGAUCACAUGAUCAACACGUGGGGUUAUUCAACUAUAAAUUUCUUUGCACCUAUGAGUCGCUAUGCAAGUGCCGGUGGGGGACCUGUCAGUGCUUCUAGAGAGUUCAAAGAAAUGGUUAAGGCACUACAUGGUGCAGGAAUAGAGGUCAUUUUGGAUGUUGUUUAUAACCAUACAAAUGAGGCUGAUGAUGAGAACCCAUAUACUACCUCUUUCCGUGGGAUAGAUAACAAGAUUUAUUACAUGGUGGAUUUGAACAAUGGUGGUCAGCUGUUGAACUUUUCAGGCUGUGGGAACACAUUCAACUGCAAUCAUCCUGUGGUCAUGGAGUUUAUACUUGAUAGCUUGAGGCACUGGGUCACAGAGUAUCAUAUCGAUGGAUUUCGCUUUGAUCUAGCCAGCGUUCUUUGUCGAGGAGCUGAUGGUUCUCCACUUAAUGCUCCCCCACUUGUUAGAGCAAUUGCUAAAGAUAGUAUCCUAUCACGGUGUAAGAUUAUUGCAGAACCUUGGGAUUGUGGAGGUCUUUAUCUUGUUGGAAGUUUUCCAAAUUGGGAUAGGUGGGCCGAGUGGAAUGGUGUAUACCGUGACGAUGUUAGAAAGUUUAUAAAGGGUGAUGCUGGAAUGAAAGGGAGUUUUGCAAGUAGAAUGGCAGGUUCUGCUGAUCUUUACAGAGUCAACAAGCGCAAGCCUUGUCACAGUAUCAAUUUUGUUAUUGCACAUGAUGGGUUUACGCUAUAUGAUCUUGUUUCAUAUAACACUAAGCAUAAUGAUGCAAAUGGAGAAGGUGGCAAUGAUGGAAGCAAUGACAACUUCAGCUGGAAUUGCGGAGCUGAAGGAGAAACUGCAGACCCAAAAAUUCAGGCACUACGUUCCCGUCAAAUGAAAAAUUUCCAUUUAGCACUAAUGGCAUCACAGGGGGUACCAAUGAUGCUCAUGGGGGAUGAAUAUGGACAUACUCGUUACGGUAAUAACAACAGCUAUGGCCAUGAUACUGCUAUCAACCAUUUCCAGUGGGGACAUUUGGAGGCCAAGAAUGAUCACUUCAGGUUUUUCUCGGAGUUAAUAAAAUUUCGCAACCGGCAUCAUGUUUUUAGAAGAGAAAAUUUUAUUGGGAAGAGUCAGGUGACAUGGCAUGAAGACAACUGGGACAAUGCAGAAAGUAAAUUUUUGGCAUUUACGCUUCAUGAUGAGAAUGGAGACGAUGUUUACCUUGUAUUCAAUGCACAUGAUUAUUUUGUUAAAGUUGGGAUACCAUCUCCACCACAAAAAAGACGGUGGUUCAGAGUGGUAGACACAAAUCUGGAAUCGCCAGAUGAUGUCGUGCUCGAAGGUGUUCCGGGAAUUGGGACUAGAUACAAUGUUGCACCUUACUCUUCGGUGCUUCUUAAAGCAAAAAAGAAGUGAAUGGCAGAGGUGUUGCUCAAGAAUGUGGUUGUCCCACACUGAAGUUGCUUGGGGGUGGUUGAUAGCUGCCAGAGAUCCAGAAAAAUAAGAAUAAGAGACUGCAGUAUCUUAACCAGAUGGAGAAUAAAAACAGGUAAAACUUGGACAGGAUUAUACAUGGGUCGUCAGUCAUCUGAUCAAACUCAGGGAAAGCAUUCCCCAUAGUGGUAAACUACAAAUUUUUAUAAUACAGCCAGGCCAUGAAAUAAAGGAGGACGCGUCUAAUAAAUUCUUGUCCAUGGUGCAAUACAGGAGUCGCAAUUUUUUGGUUUUCAAAUCAAUAUGUUCUUGCAGUAAUAAAAUUGUCAGAUGCACCACAUUGACAAAGUUAAUGUCCUGGGAUAAUCUUUUUUCCUGGGUCAAUAUUACUAGUGUUGUGAUGUGUUUUUCUUUUUCUCUUA